CCAUCUAAGGGUUAAUCCACACAUUCUAUUGUCGCUCUGCUCGCACUUACUAAACAGUUGCCAUUUCACUCGCACUCAUUGUUUUAAUAGUAGGGUUCCAAAAUUUGCCGACGAGACUACCUUAUGUUAUUGUAUCAUGCCCUGAACGCCUUGGGUAUAGAUUUCGAGUACAAGAUCGUAAAUCUGCUGGCCAAGGAGCACCUGAAGCCAGAGUUCCUAAAAAUAAAUCCUCUACACACCGUGCCCGCUCUGGAUGAUAAUGGAUUCUACCUGUCCGACAGCCAUGCCAUCAACUCGUACUUGGUGAGCAAGUACGGCAAGAACGAUUCCCUGUAUCCAAAGGAACUGAAGAAGCGAGCCAUCGUCGAUCAGCGUUUGCAUUACGAUUCCAGUGUGAUCACGUCCACGGGAACGGCUAUUACAGGCCAGGUUUUGUGGCAAAACAACUCGGCAAUUCCCCAGGCCAAGAUCGAUGCACUGGAGGGUGUGUACAAGUCCCUGGAUCUGUUCCUGGAGAGUGGCGACUACCUGGCUGGAGAUAGCCUGACCAUUGCCGAUUUCCACGUCACAGCUGCCCUUACCGGUUUGGUGACUUUCCUGGCCGUGGAUGCCACCAAAUAUCCCAGACUAGCUGCCUGGAUUAAGCGCAUCAAGGAGCUGCCCUACUACGAGGAGGCCAACGGCUCCCGAGCUGCCCAAAUCAUCGAGUUCAUCAAGAGCAAAAACUUUACCAUUGUCUGAAACUAGAAAAAUAAAUUAUUAAAUAUAUUACUAAAA
Molecule: messenger RNA, 777 nt
Organism: Drosophila rhopaloa
Lineage: Eukaryota; Metazoa; Arthropoda; Insecta; Diptera; Drosophilidae
Gene: GstE3
Product: glutathione S-transferase 1-1
Exons: 1
Coding region: 124-741 (205 amino acids)
Biological process (GO): glutathione metabolic process
Molecular function (GO): glutathione transferase activity
Source: RefSeq, a predicted model, not a curated record